AAGACUCCGCCUUUCAGUCGCUUUAAACAAAACUCGAAAGAAGCCAAGAAGAGCGAGUCACGGAAAGAAACAGGAAGAAGAAGACGAAAUCGGCACCACAAUGACUUCAACCAGGAGAUUGGGCAAGGAGCUCGAUGACAUUCGCAAAUCUGGAAUUAAGCAGUUCCGCAACAUUCAAGUGGAUGAAUCAAAUAUUUUGACCUGGCAAGGACUCAUUGUUCCUGACUGUCCUCCAUACGACAAAGGAGCCUUUCGGAUUGAGAUCAUCUUCCCUGCAGAGUACCCCUUCAAGCCCCCCAAGAUCACCUUCAAGACAAAGAUCUACCAUCCCAACAUUGAUGAAAAGGGCCAGGUGUGCCUGCCCAUCAUCAGCGUGGAAAACUGGAAGCCAGCCACAAAAACUUGCCAGGUGAUUCAUUGUCUCAUCACUCUGGUGAACACCCCUCAGCCCGAGCACCCGCUGAGGGCAGACCUGGCGGAGGAGUACACUAAAGACCGAGCAAAAUUCAUGAAGAAUGCCGAAGAGUUCACAAAGAAACACAGUGAAAAGCGACCUGUGGACUGACAACACAACACUGACGCGCCUGUUGGGUUCCUUUCGGUAUCCUGUUAAAAGAACCCGGCCUGACUCUCUGCUCUUAUCCUGCGUUUCACAGAGAUGUCCUGUUCUCCUGUACCUGCAUUGUUUAGCUCUCUCCAACCAAUCAUUAGAGGCUCGUCUUUCUGUUUCACUUUGCCAAAAAAAAAAAAAAAAAAAAAAAAAAAAAGAAGAAAACAAGCAGGACUUUUUGGUGAGUAGGCAGGUUCUGGCCUCUAGGUGUCACCUUUUAGUUGUUUUUGACUUCUUUCUACUGAUUUCUUUUUAGAAAAAAAUAAAAUUCUCAGAGGUGGCAUCCUGGAAAGUCUAAUCAGACAAUAAAAAGUGCUGUUCUGCUUACUUAAAUGGUGAAUGUUAUUUCAGAUAAAUCCUUGGCUUAUGCAGACCUUUUUACAGAUUUUUAAGCUUUGUUUUCAAAGUUAACAGCAUCUAAUGCUGCUUUUUUUUCUUCUUUUUCCUUUCCACCAUCCUUUUCUGUAAAAAAACCUGCUCAAGUACACGUUUGUUACCGAGGAAUCCACAUGUAAACACAAAUUAAUGAAACUGCAGCAAAAUUCAAGUGUCAUUUGAAACGUUUUUUUUUUUUUUUUUUUUGUAUUUUGAGGAAAAUAUUUCUUUUAAGACUUUAAUUAAAUUUCUUCCACCUC
Melanotaenia boesemani (Boeseman's rainbowfish) is the source of this 1245-nucleotide messenger RNA. RefSeq names its product ubiquitin-conjugating enzyme E2 L3-like. The coding region runs from base 101 to 565 and encodes 154 amino acids. The record is from RefSeq and is a predicted model, not a curated record. Lineage: Eukaryota; Metazoa; Chordata; Actinopteri; Atheriniformes; Melanotaeniidae. The transcript has 4 exons.